AAGGGAGGGAAGAAAUACUUUCACGCUGAAAGACCCAAUUUCAUUUUAACUUAAUACAGCCGAAAAAAAUAACGUGAUUUUAUCUCGUAAUCUGCGAGUGACGAAUGAGCAUUAAAAGGGAUCGUUGCAAACGAGAAGAAAUCGAGAAAUGUCUUUGCCUCCUCCUCCUCCUUCCCAUCAAACAGGAAGUUCGUUUAAAACAAAAUAGGCGAAUAUCCGGGGCCUCUGGGUGUGUUGUCCGAGGGGAAGAGGAGGCUGGGAGAAGGCAAAAGAGAUCAACACCGAGCGCGCACAUUCUUCCUUUCCUCCCUUCUUUCUUUCUUUCUUUCUUUCCCAUCGAUUCGCGCGGCCGCGAGCUGCCACACGGGUCCGUUAUCGAGCCCUUUCUACUCGUGAAACCAGAACGGAGGACACGCUGAUCCAGCGUUGCCGAGGGAGAGAAAAACGCCGAGGGUGGUACGUGUUUUCCCUGGAACGAGAGCCCCCGUCUCUCACGAGAGCGUCGGAGACACGCGGGGCGUUUCCGCGGGCUUCCUCUCUUCGCGCCGUGCCACUCUGGGAACAGCGGAACACGCACGGCCAUGCGUCCGGAGAGAUCCGGAUCCCGGAAAAAUCAAUGCGCGGGGGUGCGACGUGACGGCGCGUCGUCGUGAAACGCGCGACACACCGGGCCCUCCCCGUCGGCUAUGCGACGGCUGUCGACGACACACGUGAGUACACACGCCAGGUUCUUCAUGCGAGAUUGCGGCGAGAUUUCGCACGUUCUCUCAUGUACGCCGUACGUGCUGUUCAAACAGAUACACACGCCGAGGUGUCACGUAGGUUAUGUCACACGACGUCUGGCGGAUUGUAAACACACGUAACCCCGUCGCACCCGAUCGUGUAAUAUAACAGCGUCGAUGAGGCGGCGCGACCUGAAGACUGACAAGAUGCUGAAGCUGGACGAGAUCGAGGGCGAGAACGUGGCGAGAACUAAGAAGGCGAGGAAGACCGCGGAGGAGAAGAAGAGCAAGGGCCACAGGAAGAGCAAGCAUGCUAGCGGCAGCGGGCGAAAGCUGCGGAAUAACAGCGGCAACAACGUCAUGGAGGCCGUGCCGCACAAGGUGGAGCCUCCGGACGAGGAGACGCCGCUGGACCUGCUGUAUCCCUCCGGGGUGUCCUGCAAGAUCGAGCCGUCUGUGUCCGGCGAGGACAAUUACAAUUAUCUAAUGCCGCCCCUGGAGUCUCUCGAGGACGCCGGGGCGAUGAGGAUGGAGGAGCUGUUCGAGCAGAGCGUGCACAAGCUCUCGAAGAGUCAAAAGAACGGCAGGUGGAAGCACAGCUACAACAAGAUGGUGUACCUGCGGAAGUACGCGGCCAGCAGCGAUCGGGCGGCGCAGGACGAGACCAGCCAGAGCACGUCCUCCGAGGAGCACGAGCGUAUCCCCAAGAUCGAGGACAUGACGUACGACAGCGCGGAUCAGAUCAAGAGGGACAAGAAGUGGGCGAAGAAGCUGAAUCCCCUUUCGCUGCACUACACGGACAAGAAGAGGCCCUACCUGAAGUGUCCCGCGUGCGGCGCGACGUUCUUCAGUCCGAACACGUAUCAGAGGCACCUGCUCUCGCACCUGCACAUGACGACGGAGAGUUGUUACAUGUGUAAUUUUUGCAAUUACUCGAACGCGGAGCCCGGAAUGCUAUUUGCUCACUUGACCAAGCAUCAGAACCAAUGCGAGUCCUGCAACGAGAGCCUGCUGCGCAAGGACAACUACGAGAACCACUAUCAGUGCUCGACCGCCCUGGUGGAGUACGGUCUGAAGCGCGAUCAUCACGGGAUGUUCGCCUGCGCGGUCUGCGAAUUGGUGUUCGACAUCCUGGCGCAGCUGGAGAAGCACUGGUUCAAGCACACCUGCACGAAGCAGAAGUCGUAUCAGUGCAACGAGUGCAGCGGCAUGUACGAGAACAUGGAGACCCUGAAGAAUCACAUAUGCCUCAAGUGUCCGAUCUGCGGCGAGGUGUACGAGAGCCUCCACCGGCUCAAGAUCCACACGAUGUGGACGAAGCACAACCUGAAGUGUCCGAUCUGCACGUACGAAUUCAUUCUCACCAUGGACCACGAGAAGCACAUGGCCCUGCACAGAAAGGUUUACCAGCCCAUGAAGGACUACAUGCACUGUUUGCGCGCGGCCGACGGUAAGACGUUUCAAUGCAAUCUGUGCGACAAGAUAUUUUACGCCUUACCCGCCCUACUCACGCAUCUCACCGAGGACCACAACGUGGGGAAUGUAAAAGUGGAGGAGGAGGAGGAGGAGGAGGAGAUGGAGGACGAGCUGAACGGUGACGACGGUUACGAACUCAAGGGGGACGCUAUCGAUAUCGUUGUAGUUCCUGACUUUAAAGAUUCCGACAGCUACUACGACAACAAGAUCGAGCCGUUGCAGCAGGAAACCGAUCUCUACGAUCCGUCAUAAGGACGAGAAAGUGAAUAUCGCUCGAGCUUGAAUCGUGACGAACGCGACAAACUCUUUCCUGCGAACAGUCGUUAAACUUUUACCGUCGAACAUCUUCUCGAGCAUUCGCGUAAUAGUGAUACUCAAGUCGGACUAUAAAAUAAAACUGAUACAAUUGUAAGUGCCGUUUAUAGAUGUAACUCAUGCGCUAUUUUUAAAAGUGUAUCGUUUGCUUCAGGAUUUUGAUAUCAAUUUAUACCACAGACCGUUAAUUUUACAUAGAACAUGUUACAUUCUUCUUCUUUCUCUUGUUAAGUAAAGUAUAUCGAUGAUAAUUAAACACAUAUAUUAGCGAUCCGAAAGAUAGAUAAGGAAAGAAAAAUAGAUACGGAAACAGAUAGUUGUGAAACGAUCGAAAUAGCAGGUAUUUUCUGAUGAACCUAGUAGCGAAUUCGACUGCUUGCGCUGCUCCGCGCUGAUAUACUAAAGACUGUAUUGUAUUUAAAAUUAUUAAAAUAAAAAAAUAUAAUACAUUAACAUUAAUCGAUGAGAAAUACCAGGUAUAUUUGAGGUAGAAUAUAUGGAAUAUAUGUUGCACUUCAUCGGCCACGGCUAUUUUUGCAUUUAGAUAAUUUCGCGUAUAAUACAGCUUUUCAUGUGUAUCAACGUGGAGUGGUGCGGUCGAAUUCUCUAUACGCUAUCGUCAGAAAAUUUAGGAACACAUUCAGAUAAGCAGUUACUGAUAAUAUCGAUUGUCAUCCAUUUUGCAAAAGCAGCUUCGAAACGAGGAGCUAUGAUGAUUGUGGUGCUCAUUAAACAUUAUUUUACAAAUUUACUUUUCUUUUGGUUCGCUGUGUUUGUUAGCGUGUUAAAAAGAGAUUUUGCAGAAUUUAAUUACUAUAUAAUAUAAAUAUAUGUGUGUAGAGAUUUAUAUAUUAUAUUAUGCGCAGUAAUUAUAUUAAUAGAUUUGUUCCGCAAAUGAAAAUAAAGUUUGAGUCCUGAGAAUUCUGCAAGUUUUUUCAUGAUGUUCUAUUGCCAUCGUUUGCGGUUUCAAAUAUAAUUUUUUUUUUAAUUCAAUUAAUUAUUGAAUACGUAUGUACGAAAAGUGCAAUGUGAUAAGUUUAAUUUUAAAAAUAAUUGCUAGAUAUUAUAUAUAUAUAUUAUAAUUUUUCAUUUUUAUUAAUUAUAUGUACAUUAUAUCUUUUAUUUUUUUUUGUUUUAUUUUUAUUUAUAAGACUGAAAUUCCGUUAACUUUCACUUUCUGCUUUGUGUUCCUGAAUUUUCCAAUCAACGCAAGUCUCUUUUUCUACAAGACCCUAAAUACGGAAUAGAUACAAAUUAUAAAUUUGUAAUGUAAAUACAUUCCGCUAUCACACUUGACGCUCACAUUAUGCGAAUUAUCCGUUCCGAAAGAUUGCGUCGCGUAUGCAAUAAAUUUUUCUUACAGCCUGUAAAGGUAUAUGUACAUAUACUGAUCGCAUUAUAGGUUUUAAAAUCUCAUCGUGUAUAUUACGUACAUGUCAAAUAGUGUAUGUUUAUAUAACAUUCUUUUAAUUAUUCCUAUAUUGAAAUAUAUUUAAAAAAGCGAUAUUCCGAGCUAUCAGUCCUGCUGUAGCCUGAUAAUCAUAGCGUCUCGCUACAAUUAGCUUCGUUAAUUUUAAUCAAUUUCGUUUCGUGAAAUCUGGCAUUUCCUAGAGAUAUAAUCGGCGCGUGAGACGCGCGGCACAGUUCUCGCAACGUUUUUUUUUUUUACAGUAACGUGAUGAAUCACGUGGGGGGGGGGGGAUACUAAACGCGAUUUUAUAAUGCAUGAUAAACACUCGGAAACACCUCGUAUGGUCAUAUUUACGCGGGUCGUUCAAAUUCACUCGUGCGUCAGGAAAUAUCUUGCGGCGUAUGUAAAUCUAAUGUCGUAGGCCUACGCUAUUAUAUAGUUUCACAUCAAGAAUUUCAGCUCUGUUAUGUAUUCGUUCUGAAAAAUAAAUGUUCAUUAACAAUA
This is a messenger RNA of Wasmannia auropunctata (little fire ant), 4428 nucleotides long. Its product is annotated as protein suppressor of hairy wing-like. Gene Ontology annotation, biological process: regulation of transcription by RNA polymerase II. Bases 900 to 2450 code for a protein of 516 amino acids. Lineage: Eukaryota; Metazoa; Arthropoda; Insecta; Hymenoptera; Formicidae. The transcript is spliced from 2 exons. Gene Ontology annotation, molecular function: DNA-binding transcription factor activity; RNA polymerase II cis-regulatory region sequence-specific DNA binding. The record is from RefSeq and is a predicted model, not a curated record.